Pocillopora meandrina is the source of this 14314-nucleotide messenger RNA. NCBI's taxonomy places the organism in Eukaryota, Metazoa, Cnidaria, Anthozoa, Scleractinia, Pocilloporidae. The record is from the annotation of a GenBank genome assembly.
AUGAAAUGCUUUCAGCAUGUGUUACCAUGUUUAUUAUAUAAUUAGCCUUGGGACCAUGGCUUUUGAAACUGAAUUUGUGUAAAAAUUAUUGUCUGAAGCCUGAACAGAAAAAGUCUUUCUCUAUUCAAGAAUAAUAGAUAGAUACCAGUCUCUGAAUCAUAAUUUUUUUUUCAUAUUUCCAAUUUAUUGCCCAAGCUCAAAGCUUGCAUGUUGUUAAUCUGAGUGGAAAAAAAAAUGUUACUUGUUAAAUUUCCAUAUGAUUUUUCCCACUAAUGUGUUAACAUUUUAAGCUGGCACGAUCAAUGAAAGGGUAAAGAGUGUUUUUGGAUUAUUGGAUGCUGACUGUGUAAAAUUUGUGUGAAUAUUAAAAACUUGAUUUGUUUUCAGCAAAUGUCAAAAAAGAACUUCGUAAGCUGUCUAGUAUUCAGCCUUUGGUCACAUUAUUGGGACCUGAUGGUGAGUUUGAAAUAAUUAAUUAAAAUAAAACUUAAAUCUGAAAUGACAAAUUUGGAUUUAUAACCAUGUUAAAGGGCAAUUGAUGUUUAUUCAUUAGGUAAAUAGAGCUAGAAUUAUUUUCCACAUUUCUGAAAUAUUUUUAUCAUUGACAAUCACUUAUUUUUAUAAUUUUGCAGAGGAUGUUUUGUGCCACGAAUUUGCAAGUUUGGCUCUUGUAUCAAUGGCAGGUAAUUAUAUACUACAUACAGUAAUUUGGAAGUAAAAACUGCAUUUAUUAAUUGAAGUGUAUUAUCAAUACAUGUUGAUUGCUAAAGUUGUAACUAAUUUAAUCUUGUUCCACAGCUGAGUUUUCUUGCAAAGUGGAGAUCUUCGAACAAGGAGGCCUUGAGGCAAUUGUGAAGCUUCUGUCAUCUCCUGAUUGUGAUGUGCAGGUAUAUAGACAGAGGGAACCUAUUUCAAAGAUGCACCAACCAUAGUGGUUGAAUUCCAUCCAAUCACAGCUGAGCACAACAGCAUAAAAAAAUUAUCUAUUAAUCGCUGAUGUGUACUUAAUCAGUCACAUCACAUGAAGAAGACUAGCAGUAUGCAGUUGAAAUGUCGCAACCACAUCCAAAGUGACCACAUCAUGAGGCAAUAGAUUAUACUUCCCUUUGGAAAGUGCUCUUUUGAAUGGUGACAAACCACAACCUUUUUUACUAUAUUUUUAUAUGCAUUGGUAUUUCUUGUUUCUUUGCACCUCUUUCAAUCCAGUAGCACAUACAGGUUGUUCACUGUAUGUAUUGCAGUUCCACUCUAUCUUACAACAGGUGUAUUAAAGAGAGCAUUAAUCAUUUUUUAUUGAAUGUCACAAAACCAAAGCCAUGAGUUUAAUUACAUUUAGUACAUGCUAAUGAGGACUUAUUUAAUGAUUUUAUAGUUGUCUUAUAAUUUUGUUAGCAUAUAUAUCAAAUUAAAUGUUUUUUUUUCAAUUUUUUUUUUUCACAGAAAAACUCUGUUGAGACUGUCUCAUUAUUAGUUCAGGAUUAUCACAGUAGAUCAGCAGUAAAAGAACUAAAUGGUAAAUAUAUCACAGUGUUCCUUAAACCUUUUAUGCCCCUAAACAUCAGUGUGCAUAUUCUCCAUACUGCUCUCUAUACAUUUACUAAGGUGCUGACAAGGAGAAUUUGUCUCACAAUAGAGAGCUUUGUUAGUUAGGGAUCAUUUCCUUUAUUCUCCAGACCUUAAAGUUUGAUCCAGGGGUGAUUUGAUAAGGAGAGAUUAGAUGUUAGCCACUCUUAGGGAUCAAAGGAUUAAAUAAUAAUUUUCUGCACUCACAGUUUUCAGUGAAACCUUGAUAUUUGAGAAGCCUUGUACAUAGUGAAGUAAUUGCAUACUAGAUACUCAUGUACACUUGCUCUGAUGAAGGGCUAAUGCUUGAAACGUCAGCUUUGAAACUCUUACAGAGGCCAAGUUAUGUUACACUUGUUUGGUUUCUUCUCAGGGUUGCAGCCACUUUUGGCUCUGUUAGACUCAGAGUAUGCCAUCAUCCAACAGCUUGCACUGGAGUGUUUGAUUCAAAUUACACUUGAUGGUAAUGACUUAUGGCCAUCUUAUUCAUGUAAUAAAAGUUAGACAACAAGCAUCAAAUACAGAUUUUAUGGGUUAUUUUUUUGAGCCAUGCCUUAAAAAAUAUAAAGUUUCCCAUCAUACUCCUCCCAGAAGUGGGUUUGUCAAUCAGUUGGCUAUUCCUCCCUCCCCUCCCCUUCAAAAAAGCCUAACGCAUACAUUUUGGAUAUAAUCAUGUACAUGAAAAAAUUACACACUUCUGCUUGGUAGAAAAUGAGUACAUUCUCAUGUAACUCUUAUUACAUAAGUAGAUUUAAUUAAUGUCUAUACAAAAUAAAAUUUCGAUGUCGUGCUUUGAUGUAAAACUGAGAGUUUAUUUGAUUUGGUUGUAAAAUUUUGAUGGUGAAUCUGUAUUUUUUUUUUCAUUUUUACCUUAAAAAUUGGAUAAUUGGGGUGAUAGGAAAUGAUAGAUACUAUUGGGAUGGCCUUAUAUAGCUGGGCAGGAUGAAAAAAUAAUUACAAUCUGAUUGGCUACGGCAAAAUGACCCAUAUCUUGUCCACUUUAUAUUGAUCUGUAAAUACCUAGCAACAGAGUUUAAUUUAAUCCUUUAAUUCCCAGGUAAUUCUCCUCACCGUCAACCAUACACCUCUUACAAUGCUUGUCUAGAGAAUUUUGUAUUGGAUCAACUAAUUAUUCCCAAACUGAUAUUUUUCUUUAUUCUCAUCACUUAUCUGGUUGAUAUUGUAUUGGUAUUGUAAGGAGAAAUUCUGUUUUAGUCACUCGUGGGAGUUAAAGGGUUAACUUGAUUGUAGAAAUGUAGGAAGAGUACAUGUACGUCAGAUAAUUGUCACGGCCUCUUAGCGUUACUCAACUAUGGAAAUCAUACCUCAUAUUUUACAGCUGAUAACAGAGGAGCUUUGCGAGAUCUGGAAGGACUUGAAAAACUUGUUGAUUUUGUUGGAAACAAGGUACGGUUUCUUGUAACUAGUGUGUUUUUACACCAUCUUUCCACAUCGUUUUUUAUUGUGAAUUAAGUUAUUGCAGCAAUGUUGUUUACUCCUGUCAUUUUAAUAGACUGAUGCGUUUUCAUUGCAGGAAUACGAGGAUUUACAUGUGCAAGCAUUGCAAGUGCUGUCAAAUUGUCUUCAGGAUGUAGACAGCAUGCAGGUAACAAACUUUUCUUCCCUCAGAGUGUGCUUGUGUGCCUUAAAAUUCUUUGAGUUGCCAAUGGGAAAUAGAUUGUAUCAUUGCACACUUCAUAAUAAAUUGUCAUUAAAACAACGAUUGACAUACACCUGUACUGAAAAUGUUUUUAAAGCGAUAAGUUAAUCCUUUUUUUUUUUUAGCUUAUUCAGACGUCUGGAGGAUUACAGAAACUUCUUGCUUUUGCCGCUGAAUCUAAUGUUCCUGAGGUGCAACAACAUGCGGUAAGAAAUUGCAAAACCGUAUGGAGAUAAAUGCAUGACUUUAUCUGUUAUCGUUCAUUCGCACCUGAUUACAGAGCUACCGUUCUCUCACUUGUAUCUUUUGUAUCCUUUUAUCUUUCAGGCGAAAGCCAUUGCCCUCGCUGCGAAAAAUGGUAAUCUAAUCUAAUCUAUUUCUUGGUGCUUAUAGCGACUAGAAACAUGGUUCUGACUAUCAAGCUGCCAAGUAGAUGAAGUCAUCUUCGGACCUGCGGGGAUUCCCCUUAAGUGGCCCUGAUGUUUAAUGCGGGCCGCCCCGCUAGGAAACGGCCAUGUGCAUAGUCUUUGCUGGAGUGAAUUCGGCUAUGUGAAGCGUUUUGAUCAAUCUGCGUGGCCAAAAAUCACUUAUAGUAAAAAUUACAUUUUUACGUCUAAGUUUUUUUUGCGUAUUUCGUGUUCAUGAUGAAUAUUUUUUGAUGUUUUGUUGUAGGAGAAAAUCGUAAAAUCUUCCACGAGCAGGAAUGUGAGAAGACGUUGAUAAUCCUUCUGUCCAUAGAGGUAAGCUGAAUUUCUUUAUUUUUCAAUUCUGGCCGUCAAGACGGCGAGUACUCACUGUAAAACUUUUCACAUGUUACGGUUUUCGUUUGGGUCAGGUUUAGGUACGUGUGUUCUUAGAAACGCCUUCUGCAUAAAUCAUCCCUACAAAAACUGCUAUAUUUAAAAAACUGCUUUUCUAUAUAAAGAUAACCAUAGCUGUCUUAGUAAGCACCAGGCGGAAACGCGACUUCGUAAUCGCGUGCGCUACUCUGCAGCACUUGCGCCUUUUAAAUCGGAGACUUGCCCUGCACGCCAAAAUGGCAAGGAACGAACAUUCUUUCCACAGAAUGCUUGGUGUAUACUGGCAAUUAGCGGCACUUGUUUAUAUGUUAUCAUCAAAGAGAAAAAUUAAAUAAUUUAUAAUGUAUUUUCUUGCUUUCUACUGUUAAUAAUGCUUAAAAAUAAAUCAACGAAUAUAAUUUAGCAUAUAGAUAAAUUAAACUCAGAUCAAUCGGCUGCGAUCAAUCUGUUUGCAAUGAUUAUGUACUAACUUGUGCAGUAAUAGGAAUUUCAGAUACAGAUGUGUUUUUAUGCGCGACCAGAAGGGAAAUGCGACUACUUCAAGUGCGCUUUGACAUCAACCAAUCUCCUGGGAAGUCUUGCAAGGAGUCCCCUGAAAGUCACGUCAAGUGAUGAACACCUCUUUUUAAAAAAUGUAUUUUAUUACUAAUGUCAUUAAUAAGUGCCACGUAAAACAACUCCCUACUUCUGACCUCCCUUCACACCUAAAAAAUGUGUAUGUUUAAACAUCCUGAUAUCAAUAUUAUGCUGCAAUUUUUUUACCAGAGCCCUGGUGUCCAGGCCUCGGCAUCCUUAGCCCUUGCAGUUAUGUCUGAGAACCUUAGUAGCAGAGAUGUGAUUGGAAAACUUGGUAAGAACCAAUAAAAAAUGUUGAUUUACUGCGCACAAAUGGUAAGCGCGCUUGGCUCUGCAUUGAGAGGUCUGGGUCCCAGCUCCCGCCGAAUCAUGAUGUUGUGUUUUAUGGCGGCAACUCUCUUUACUUUCUCAGUGCUUCUUUUCACCAAGAAGAAUAUAUUAGUAAGGCGAUUUUUCAGGGAAAGAUGAUACAAUUUGUAAAUGCAGCCCUUCUGCAAGGAUCAGUGCUUUACAUUUAUAAAAUUAGCAAAUGAAAAUGUAACUUAUUUUGUCGCAUAUGGCAAAUUGGACUCAAUUGGAAAUUUUGGUCCAGUAACUUGCGGCCUCAACCACACGUUGUUCUGAAAAACCUGAAAAUUUCUUGUCUUUCCUUUUGCAGAAGGUAUACCGUCAUUAAUUAAUCUACUUACCAGUGACAGCCCGGACGUGAGAGAAGGAGCGACUCUGGCACUAGCAAAUAUCACCACUGCUAACAGUACAAACUGCGGGUAAGACAAUAUGUAGUUCAAAUAAAACAAAACGUUCUGGUAAGUUACUACGUUAUUCCCCAUGGGUGACUGUUUACUACAGGUUGGACUGUAACCCAUGCUUCAUUAUGCUUACGGUCCUUGAAUUAAUGAAAACCAUGGUAAAACAGUAAAUUACAUUUGCGACUACACCUUGUUUUUAAAAUAGAAAGGAAUUACUUACAGCGCUUUUCGAUAGAGUGUUGUGAAACCAAAUAAAAUUUACUACAACAGUCAUUAAGAAGUAGGGAAGAUGUCAAUGAGAACUCAAAGAUAAAACAACAAAAUUGCCCAAAGCGCGGGAAAACGCGGGUGACUAAGUCGUGAUCAGUCUUAGUUUUGCAUCUGAUUGAGAGUGGCGCUAAACGUGAAAAUCUAUCCGUUCAGUCUUCCUUAAUAUUGCCUAUCCAUGCUUUCCUAACCGCCACGUUACCUACAAGUACAAUACAAAUGUUUCCUCUCCGUUUUAAGUUCUUUGCUCUUGUAGUUCAUUCGUGUCGGUGGCCAGAUUUUGGCCUAAUUUAGAUUUAAUUGAUGUAAGAUUUGUUUUGACGGAAAUCUUGUCAAGUCUAGUUGCAAAGGGAAUUUUCAUGAUCUUUUAACUCGCUCUCGUUGAGCACAGUACAUGUCAAAGAUCAACGGCCAACUUACACAAAACACACGCACUAUUUUUGUGUUAACGUCAUUCAUUCGCUUUUAAUGUGCUUUUUCCCUUUUUUUUUUUUUUGGUCCUAUUGCUUUUCUUUUUCUUUUCAUUGUUUUACGAAACACUUAUUGUCAUGCAUAAAGCAUAAAUUUAUGGGAUUUCGUGCAAUUAUAGUGACGUGGUAGACAAGGGAGGAGUUGAUCCGCUGAUCACACUGCUCAAUGACGUUAAGCCUUCGGUUCAGGCUAAUGCAGCUGUUUGCCUCACCAACCUGGCAACAGAAGGUAAAACCAAUGUUAUACCUUUCUAUUGUAGAGAACAUAUAAACAACUAGUUUUGAUUUCAUGGCAAAAUGAUUUGUUUGUCUUCGUUAGUCAUCGUUAGAUAAUCCCUCGUUUAUCGCUAAAAGACGUGAAACUGUGCAACACAUCUGGCAAUAAAACAUCAUAAACUUGCUUUAUUUUCAAACUGUCGAAUUUAAUUUUAAAGUCCAGUGUGAAUUAGCGGCGUAGGCACUUUCUUCCCCUCACCCCUCACACUUGACAUCUGGUUACUUUCUGCCGCGCUUCCUUGUAGCAUCCAUUCCAUGCUUUCCCACGAUUUGCGACGUUGUGUGUUUUUGACAACUUAGUGUGCGUCACACCUGUUUCCAUGACCUGGACCUGUUCCUUAUAGGAAGUUUUUCCGCGCCUAGUGCGAGCUCUUUGAGCUUGCUUUAAACUUAGGCUGUUAUUUUUUUUACUAGGUUUAGUUAUCUCUAUAUACUUGAGUUUCAGGUUUUUUUUUUUGGCGAUCCAUGCUUUUUCUGCUUGUUUGGUAAUUUUUAUUCUGGUUCUUUAUUUCAGAGUCGUGGAGAUCAGAGGUGCAGCAAAGAGGUGUAGUGCCUGCCCUUGUACAAGCUUUACAAUCCAAGUAAGAAAUUUAUAAUUUGACUCGUUCCUUUAUUAAAGGUUGAUAACAAGAUACCAGGCCGACUUAAGUAUCGGUGCAAACACAUCCCAGGGCUUUUUGCUCUGUAAUUAAUUUAUUGAUACCAACAGAAAUUGUCAUACUGGUGCGAAUCAUACCGGCCCGAGUUCACCAGCAGUUGGCUUGCCGUACCAGAGCGAGUGUCAUUCUGUUAAGAAAUAUUGCAACGGUAUCGAUUUAACGAGGAAAAACCUCGUUUUGGUGGGAAACUUCCCCCACCUGUUAGGGGACCGGAACUAGUCGUGCAUGCGCAGUUGUGUCAAACAAAGAUUGUAUCGUCACGGUAGAAGAGGAGUAUAAGUAUAAAACAGACGUAGUUGUAAAGACAAUAUGAAAUCAAGUAGUCAUUACGGUACUGGGCAUGCGCCAGGAAGGCAUCAGGUGACAUCACGAACCAUAGCUCCGAAGUGAAUACCAUUCUUGCCCGUAGUUUUCUCUGUUGAGAAAAGUCUGCCACGUGUAGAAAGCUCAGUGCAUGUUUUUUUUUCUUUUAGUGCGGCAAUAGUGCAGAGUAAAGCUGGAAUAGCAGUGGCAGCCUUUGUGUGUGACGCAGACUCAAGAAACGAGGUAAAAGAUAUAAAGUUUCACAACUUAAUGAAGUUAAUACGUCCCAACAAAUGAUCCAAGUCACAUUUGAAGGGAUUUUUUAUGACAUCGCACAGAGACAUAAAACGCCGCUCCCCCAGCAUUUAAUGAUUAUAAGUAGUCGUUAAUCAACAACAGGUAACUUGUUUUAAGGAAUGGGUCUGGGAAAACUCAGGGACAAAUGGGAAAUUAAAGUCGACUUUUCCAACAUCUGCAAAACUGCACACCUCGGAGAAUCUUUAGGUGCCCAAAGAUUCUCGCCUCAAAAAUCUUGUUUGCCCAGCUCUUAAAAGCGUUCAUACAAGUAACGUAUACAAGUCGCCUAAAGACAAAAUACGGUCGCCAGUAGCACUCGGGCUCUGAUACAGCACAACCCUGAUAUGUUUUGAUUGAUGUGUGAAAGAAAAGCUGCAUAAUGAUUACUGAGAACUGGGAGCCAAAGUGUUAGAGGAGCCACGCCAUAAAUAUUUAGCGUCAGGUGGCAUUGCGUUGUGUACUACUGUUUUGAUGGAGUGGAAAAACAUCAACAACGCGAGAAUUAGCUGAAAACGGACGGGAAUGUCUCAGGAUGGGGAAGAUUGUUACAGAUUGCAAAUUUCAGACUUGAACAAUUUAGGGCUUUAGCCACAUUAGAGUUUAGGGGGGGGUAAAAUACUCUACAUGUAACACCUUUUACAGCUCCUUUAAUCACACGGUCAUUUGAUUCUUCAAUAGUUUCGUGCCGAAGGCGGCCUUCCUCGGUUGGUAGAGCUGCUACGGUCAGGCAAUGACGACGUACGGCGGAGCGUGGCCUGGGCCGUGUUACAGUGCGGCAAUGACCUGCCAACUGCGACUGAGAUUUGCAGACUGGGGUGAGUUCAUAAUGAAAGAAGCGUAGAUACUGUGGUCUUUGAUUUCAUUGUUUUCCGUUUGUUUUAUCCAAAUAUGCUUUUUAUUUAUUUAUUCCGACGCAUCUCUGUGACCAAAAUCCUCACAAAAACUACCAUUAAAAUGAAUUUCUCUUAUCUACUUGUGCUAAGAGCCGAACUUGAUUGUGUUUUACAGGGGAUUGGAUAUUCUAGGAGAGAUUUCUCUAUCAAACACCCGUCAGUCCGGCUUCGCUAAGGCUGCCAUGGAUUGUUUACUGGAUAGUAACCUACCGGCCAAGUACGCCAUGACUGGCACACUGGGACCUAAUAACAUCAUUCAAGAUGGAUUUUAUGACUGUGGACCGGUAAGGAAUCUUUUUAAGAUGUUCGUCAGAUCGUUUGUAUGUCGGACCGCUUGACCGUCUGUUUCACUGUUUCACGGCAGUCAGUAAGUCAGGUAGUUUAUCCAAUCAUGCAGGCAGUCAGUCAGUUAGUCAGUGAGUAAGUUGGUCAUUGAGUUAGUCGGUCAGUCAGCCAGUUGGCCAAUCAACCAGUCAAUCAGCCAGUCGGUCGGUCGGAAAUUUCCCGUGAAUUAAGGCUCAGAUAACAAGCAAAUGACUACUUACAAUUUCAGAUGCAAACAUGGUAAAUUAGAACGGAAAGAAUCUGUAUCUGUGCGAUGCGAUGACUUGUUUCUAUUGACUACUAACGACAAGUUUGAAUACCUACGUGGAGAAUUACUUACCAAAAACCACGCAUCACGUUACAAAAGUUUAAAAGUCACUCGUCAGCAAUUGAUGCGACGUCAUAAUCAGUUAAGAGUGGCUUGAAACUUGCUCGUGCAGAUGCAGUGCAGCACGCGCAAGCACAUUAGAUUCUAAACAGAUACCUGCUUUUGAUAGUUUUUCUUUCUUUUCUGGCUAGCUAUUUUAACUAAGAGAAAAUAAAAAAAAAGAAAAAAGAAAGAAUAGAUGAAUACUGAGAUAUAUGCAUGAAAAAGGAAAAGGCAACAUUAUUGAAAGGGAGAUCCAAACAGAAAGAAACUAUGAAUGACUACUUUUUGACUUAAGCUUCGAAAAGCUCGACCUUUUUUGUUGUAAAAUCAUUUUCAAAAAAGAAAAUAGAUUCAGUGGAGUGCGACGAAAAAAGGUUAGACAUCUAUCACGAAGUCGAUGUACCCUUCAUUUAAGAACUCAUAUGAGAAUCCUAACUCGAUUUUUUUUAUAACUUCCUUCUUAUUCGAUAAAAAGCGUUUAUCUGAAUACAACAUCAUGACUGCAAGAAAAGUCCCCAAACUCUGAUAGUCCUGACGCAAUAGCAAAGCAACAAGUUCGCCUUGAAAAAUCUUAAAACUAAUUAAGUAAGGGAAAAUCGAAACACGACUCCAAGCGUCCGCGUCAACUUCAAACUGAAUCAAGUUAAAGAUGAAUUUAAGGUUAUUUGAUCGUGAUUGGUUGGAGAUAUGAAAUCACGCGCGUCGCACGUGAUUCCCAAACACCACGAAGGGAAGGUCGGUGAAAACUACAAGUUCAAAAUGUUACUAAUAAAAACCCUACAGAGUUCUUAAGCUGUGGAGCUAGAGCCGGUGUGCCAUCCUAUGAACAAUUCCGCUUGCUUCAUAGGCUAGCACACUUAUUUACAGAGCGUAAUACGUGUUCGGUUUCUGUCUUGUACAGAUGCGUCCUGACAGCAAGUUCCUAACUCUGGAGGAACUUAGUUCGUUGCCAACAGACGCACAUAGGCCCAUUCUUCUUGUUAACUCCAAGAACGCGGACAGGUAAGGUUGAGAAGGGUUGGAAAGAAUUUUUAAUUGGCGCUAAUGGAUGUAAAGCUUUGUUCACAAAGCAUCAUUGUGUGUAGUUCGGCCAGGAUUUGGAGCAGUUUAAUUGAGUUUCUUCAAACCAAAAGCAGGGUGACCACAAUGGCCAGUUAGAACAAAGGUUAAGAUGACAAGCAACCGAUGAAUUCUUGGAGUAUACAGGAAGGUGACCGAUAGCGUAGAAAACAUAUUUUCUCCACGCUCGUCACAAAACUAAGAACGUCUUCUUUUAUUAAUUUUCAUCCAGGAAAACUCCUUCGCCCAUCCUUCUAAUACCCAAGGAGCCGGAGAAGAGCUUGGAAAAAUUGGGAAAAGGAAGCAAAUCUAACAAAGACUUGAGAAGGUAGAAAUCUUUUGGCUGUGAUUUCACAUCGAGAUGUACCCAUACAAAUACCGUUCUAUUUGAAGUAAUUAUAGUAAGUUAAUGAAUGAUAAUAAUAUAUAUAUAUAUAUCUCCAAAACUAAGAAAAAGUAAAUAUUGAACUAUUUACAAAGUGUGACUGAAAAGUUAACAAUCCUAAAACCUUGUAACUGUGUAUCAUGUCUAUUUACAAGUAUGCGAUAGUCAUGAGCUACAACACCUGCAGCUUCUUCUGUCAGGGGUUUUCAAUGUGACUUGAAGCAAGGACGAUCCUUUAUAAUCAUUUAUGCGUCGAUUAUUGUAAAGCUUCAACAACCCCUCUUCCCCUCACCGGCACUUUCCCCCUCCUUGUAUUCCGCUGGAAAGACUUGACACUUCUAAUUCAAAUUCCCCACUCCCGCUAGGCAAUGCUCAAAUUCCCCACCUCCCCAUGCACGGACGACAGUCAAAUGCCCUUGGGUUGCCCCGCGGGGGGAACGGGGGGAAUAUUGUACCUUGUGACUUAACGAUGUCCUGAUUGAAUGCCACUCGGUAUCAUAGAAGUUUUAAAUAAAGAGUGACAAACCUUUUGCGACCGUUUACUACGGAGAUUUUUCUCCAUAAUGUUUUUGUAACAAGACCACAAGUUUAUUUUUCUAUUUCGAUGAAGCAAAAGUAAAAUCAUGCGCGAACGAGAAGAACAGAAACAAAGGGAAGAAGAGGCCGCUUCAUCGGAGGUCUCAACCACGCAACAAGAUGAAGCGCCUAACUGGCAGCCACCCAUGGAUGAGGUAUUUCAGGGGUACAUUGAGGAGGUUCGAAACACUAUUCAGCCGUUGAACACGACCACAGAACAAGUAGAAGCUCUUGCAAGGUAAACAGCUCGUACCUCUUGUCAUGUAUCUAUGUUAAUCUUCUCUAUCCUUUAACAUAUUUUUCUUUCUAGGUUCAUUAUUGCCUCUUUUGUGUUUCUCUAUUUUACAGAAACAGUAUUUUUAGUUUCCUUUACGUUAAAAUUAACUCCGCGCUGCCUCAAUAAGAAGAAAAAAACGAAAAUUGAACUUUCGCGCCUUCAAGCCUGUCACUUAGAAGUCCCAUUUGUUACCAGUCCCUAACAACUGUUUUUUCGUCUAUCGUGUUUAAAAUCGAAUUGCUGAUAGUUUUGGAAUUCAGACACUGAAUAUAUAAGGAAACAAAUGGACUGGUUUCUGAGUCAACACCUACUCUAAUAUUCCUUUGAUAAAGAUUUUGAAUAUGUCUUCAUUUCUGAAGAGAUCGGGACAUUCCAGAAACAGGCCAAUGGCUUUUUCAACUCACCAAUGUGUAGCAAAGUGGCAAAGGCAUCUCAGCAGAAUGUCUGCUUAACGUUUUUUUCCUUCUUUGCAGUUUUGUCAGUAAUAAGAUGGGGGGAUCGGUCGACAGAGAAUCCCUCUCCACCUUCAGCUAUGAGCUGCCAAUCGGUCAACUGAAGGUGGAGCUCAACUCCAACAUUAUUCCCAUCGGCAAGAUACAGACUGGAAUAUAUUAUCACAGAGCUUUGCUUUUUAAGGUAAUUUUGGCCCAUAAAUCAGUCAAUAUUCCCGACAAAAAGAAUAUCAUACAUCAUUCGAUGAACUGUUUCUCUCUUUUCAUUGGUCGAGAGUCCGCUACGUGACCUCAGAAAACUCAGCAGUUUUAAUAGUUUGCUUAUGCGUAGUGCCGUUUAUGCUGCGCUCGUGAAGUUUGUGUCCAGGCUCCAUUUUAAAAAUUGACGCCCGGCUUUUCUAAGCUGUUAGAUGGUGAUUACUGACACUUACGAGAUCUGCGCGAUACUGAAAAAUCAUGAAAUUCUGCGAUGGUUGAGGGUUCUUCUGCGGCCAAACUGUAAUAGUGAGAAGCGACGUUAAGCUUUUAUAUGGAACCCUGGCGUUGAAAGGAAAGCUUUUGUUCUCUUGCAUUCUGAGACUUGUGUAGUCUGUUGUGAUGUAUUUCGGUUUGUUUAAUUAAUAGUACUUCUCUCUCCAGGCUCUUGCUGAUCGCAUUGCUUUGAGCUGUUCUUUGGUCCGAGGAGAUUAUAACAGGGCCUGGAACGAGGUGAUGCUCUGUGACGAGGUGAAGGUGAGAAAACUAACGCUAUUGGUUGAAGUGAAAUGCAAGGAAAGGAUAUGUAUACUGAAACAACAACUGUGAUAAUUAACUGAAAGACUUAAGUGACGGCUUUCCGGUGAUAGUGCACGCCGUUCAAUUGAGUGUGUAAGGCCGGGUUAAAAAUAAUGAGAACGAUCAGUCAUGACAACGGGAAAUAUCAAAGAGCAGGACAAUGAGAACUCAGUGCAAAGGCGAGAACACUGUGGUUGCCAAGUCACGCUCGUUUUAAUCUUGCAUCAGAUUGGUUAAAAUGAUAGCAGGAGAUUUUAGACCAAUCAUGGAGCACUAUGGAGCAAAUCUUCUUGAGUCUCGGAUAGCGCUCGAAUCUCAAUUGAAAGUUACCCUAUCGCUUAAACGGGAUUCGGUCUUGUUAUGGAAGAUUUCAUUUUCAAGUGCAGGACGUAAAAUUGCGCCUAAUACAGGCGCCAAUGCGAUUAAAUUUUUUUCUUUGGCGACCAAAUCCUGAAAAUUAGUCGCCAAAUUGGCGACUAGAAUGCUUCAUCAUAACCGUACCUAGAGAUAUAGUGAGUUACAAAGAUUUGCAAAGAUAAAUCCGGGGCAAACUUCCUCGUUAAGUUUGUUUCCAAAACGCAGCACGUACAUCUCGAUCGAUGACUAUACGCCAUCUUGGAUUAAGUUGAGCUUGAAUGUUGUAUAUCAUCCAUCCUAGUGUCCACUUUGUGGCAAGUGAAAGAUCUUUUUCCUAACUUAAUUUUGGAGGGCCUAUCUAGAACGCUGACAGCGGAAAAAAAGGGUUUUGUUAGUCUUUAAAGAUGGCGACCAACUUUUUUCGAAUUGGCUACCACUUUGAAAAAUUUAGGAACCAAGUGGCUAUCAGAAAAAUAAAAAUUAAUUGCACGCCCUGUACUCCUAUUCCUUUUUUUUUUCCUUUGUUAUUUAGGAUGGUCAACCUAAGUUCCCUCCAAAGAGUUACAUCGUCGAUCUUAUGCACAUCCCUGGACGACUAAUGAGUACUGACUCGCCCGAGGCCACUCUCUACCAAAGGCUUUAGCUUCAGAAUCAAGUUCAGUCAAAACUGAAGAGGACUUCAUAAAGAAGUUUUGAAAUGACUUACGACAUUGCAAAGCUCUUCACACUCUCAACAACACUUGAGGAAAUCGCCUUGUAGAUCAGGGAAUUGAUGAAAUGGUUUCCGUCAGUGAAGUACCGUCACGAAAUUCCACCUCUAAGUCUUUUCUGCUGUUUUUGUUAAUUUGUAUCGAUGGAUUUAUACAAAGUGUAUGUUGCUAAGUUUUGUGUAAAGCUGAGAAGCUCGUAGUGCUUUUUAGAGGUUUGUUCUUAUUUUGUCAGUAUUUAUGGAAACUGGAAGUGUUCUCGUUGUAAAUAGUGUAUCAUAAAAACUUCAUAUUUGCAUUCAUCUCUGAACGAUUGUUUUAAUGCUAAAAAAAUUAUAUUUAGAGUGGAUUUUACAAAACACUGUUAGAGCUUUGGUGGGAAGGAAAGAAGCUGCAGAGAGUGCCACGCUUAGCAGAAGGCAGCAUGACUCCUGACCUGUAGAAUUUAGUCUUUUUAUUCCCUGCUAUUUGCAUCAGUUCUACCGGCAGUGCAUUAACUUUUCUUGCUUCCCUUCUAUUU